CGUCUGCUAGACUUAUAUUGUUGUACGUAUAUGAUCGUGCAGCAGUCUGCUGGCUAAUCGUUGCUGACAGCAGUAGUUGGUAGUCGUGUUCCACAGUGUUUAUUAUACAGACAAUUAUUUUUGCAAUACGCAAAUAGUACGAAAUACGUGUGAUAUUUUACAUGUUUUCCUAUACUUGUCAUUAUCAUCACAACCCAAAACGUGUUGGAGACUUUUUAGAUCAUUUUAGUGUGCAUAAUUGGUUAUAAUAUAAUUAAUAUAUAAUCAUAUAAUUGCAUUAUAACUAAUCAUAUAUUUCUUAAUAGUGAGCAAUAUCAGUUUAAUUCAAUUUUCUCAUUCGCACAAAUAAAUCAUUUAUAUUUAUACGUUCAAGUAUCGCUGAUACUAAUAAUAAUACACAAUGUCUAAAGUUGAAGUAAGUGCAGUUGGUGAUGUUUAUAAUGAUAAUAAAGGGAUAGAGGAAGAAGAAGAUGAUGAUGAAGUGUUUGAAGAUGCUCAAGAUAUUAGUCCUAGCCUGAUAUUAUCACCCCAAGAAUUACGGCCUGAUAACAUUAGUCCUACGUACCGAAUGGACCUGAGAACGGCUAUAAAUGAAGCUAAGACAGCCUCACAUUAUUUCUUUAAUAAUGAAUAUGGUCGAGCAAAAAAAAUACUAGAGCCAUGGGCAGAGAGUAGCAUGUAUCACUCACUAGGAAAUAGUGUUUUCGCAUGUCUCGAAGCUUUUUUAACUUUUGAACAGAAACACAUAGAAAAAGCAUCUGAGGCUCUAAGGAUAUGCAUGAAUGUUUGCUCGAAGAAUCGCCGUCAUAUUACUCUCACACAAAACAUUGGAAAGAUGGUUAAAAAAACAAACUAUAAUACUUAUACUGUCGAGGAAGUACAUGCAGAAUUGUGUUAUGCUGAGUCACUUUUGUUAAAAGCUAUACUGACUUUUGUGGAAGAUGAGACUCUAGUCAGCUUUGUAAAAGCUGGAUUAAAAAUCCGUACCUGCUACCUGAUGUAUAAAGAAUGCUUGCUUAUCCUUAAAUCUCGAAAGUGGGAAAAUGAAACAGAUCGAGUACAUUUUGAGAGUGGAGUACGCAUGGGAAUAGGGACAUUUAAUUUGAUGAUAUCAUUGCUACCAGGUCGUGUUAUAAAAUUGUUAGAAUUUAUUGGAUUUUCUGGCGACAAGAACUUUGGCCUUGAAGAACUGAAAAAAGGAUAUGAAGAUAGAAGAGGUAUUCGGCACGUGUUAUGUGCGAUGACACUCCUUUCAUAUCACCUUAUUACUUCAUUCAUCAUCAGUCUAGAUCGUGAUGGUGAUUUAGAGUGGAGUGAAAAAGCCUUACAAAUUGAAUUACAACACUAUCCAGAUGGUGUAUGGUUUUUAUUUUUCAAAGGAAGAUUAGAAUUUAUUAAAGGCAAUAUUGAAAAGUCUGUAGAAUGGUAUAAAAAAUCAUGGAAGAGUCAAGAUACAUGGCCUCAAUUUCAUCAUCUUUGCUUUUGGGAACUUAUGUGGGCUAAUUGUUGUCAACAAAAAUGGGACGAUGCUCUAUUCUUUUCUAACUGCCUUGUCCAAGAAUCAAACUGGUCCCGAACGAUUUAUUAUUAUCAACAAGCAGCUAUAAUGAUGAUGAAGAAAAUACAUGGUAAUAAAGACGAUGAUAAGAACAAUGAAGACAACAAUUAUGAUGAUAUCAAUAAUUUAAUGCUGAAAGUUCCUGCAUUUAAACAACGAAUAGCUGGUAAAUCAGUACCAAUGGAAAAAUUUGUUGUUAAAAAAUCAGAACGAUACUUUUUACAAAAUCAUAAUUUAAUUCUUCCUAUAUUUGAACUGGAAUUUGUUUGGAAUUUAUUCCGUAUUGUAGGCAAAAGAUCAGAUCUAAUAAUAAAUAUGUUCAAAGUCAUAGAAAAAGAAGAAAAACGUUUAAAAAAUUUCUCAUCAAAUAUUCCAGAAGAUUACCAAACAGAUAAUUUAGCAUUAUUGUUAUUGUUGAAAGGAGCAUGUUUACGACAAAUGAAACAUUAUUUGCAAGCAGAGGACUGUUUGAAUCGAGUUGUGCAACUCGAAAAACAGAUAAAAGAAGAUAUAUAUCUAGUUCCAUACGCUAUUGUUGAAUUGGCGGUAUUGAAUCGUGACAGAGGAAAUAUUCAUAGAGCUGUAACACUCCUAGAAGAUGCUAAGAAAAAUUACACUGGCUAUUCCUUAGAGUCUCGAUUACACUUUAGAAUACACUCAGAAUUAAUGGAGCUGGAAUACCAAAUAAAAUCAGCAGCUAAAGCUGGGAAUAAGGGAUCAAGUAAUAAACAAAUAGAUCUUAUUAAUUCAACAAGUGAAGUUGAAACUGCAACAGAGGCUAUAUUUCAUAAUUAAAUGAAAAAUGUUUUUAAAUUUAUCUAAAAUAAAUUUAUAUUUGGUUAUUUAAUAAAAUAUCCAUAAUAUAUUGAA
Molecule: messenger RNA, 2428 nt
Organism: Chelonus insularis
Lineage: Eukaryota; Metazoa; Arthropoda; Insecta; Hymenoptera; Braconidae
Product: tetratricopeptide repeat protein 39B-like
Exons: 11
Coding region: 401-2353 (650 amino acids)
Molecular function (GO): protein binding
Source: RefSeq, a predicted model, not a curated record